Eruca vesicaria subsp. sativa (arugula) is the source of this 165-nucleotide messenger RNA. The record is from the annotation of a GenBank genome assembly. NCBI's taxonomy places the organism in Eukaryota, Viridiplantae, Streptophyta, Magnoliopsida, Brassicales, Brassicaceae.
AUGAUACAGCAAAGGGAAUACAAAGAAGCAGUUGAUGCAUUCAAUGCGAAGAAUUUGGAGAAAAUUCAGCUGAUCGCCAAACUCAUGGAGGAGAUUGGACAGAUGGCUGGAGAAAGCGAGAAUCUGAGGUUGAAGAAGCUCGAAGAUCUCAGCAAGAGCAUUUAG